AUGCCAUUGCAUUAGCUGAAGAGACACAACAUGAAAUGCCUUAUUGCACCUUCCAUUCUUGUGACCAUCUUCCUAGCUCCAACUCUGGCACGGACGAACACCAGUGGCAGUCAUCCUCUGCAUGGCUCUGUGGGGACCCAGGCCAUCCAUGUUGAUACCCUCCGAGGUAUGGUCAGCAUCCAAGACAACAACCUUCUGAGUGAAUGGAACGGAAUCAUGGACUACAAGAACGCCCUCCUGGCAGUUAAGCUGUUUAGCAAGAUGGCCUGUGUCCUGGCCAAGAUGGACCCAGCAGCCUUUCCAAGUUUGGAUGAUAUGACCCAGGCCCUGGGCAAGCAGGCUUCCGGUCACUACCCACCUACGCGUGGACUGACCUACACAGUUUUACCCAGCCGAAUCAAAAACUUGGCCCAAUACGGAGCGCCAGUCAAAGACCUGUGCAGAGCGGUCCCUGCCUACUUUGCUCAGCAGCGAAAAGAAGGCACCGCUCUGGCGAUGGACCCAAACUCCUGUUCUGAGCUCCAGCUUCUAUCCUUCAUGGGACUGUCCAUCUGUGGUGAGAUCCCUGGGCUCUGA
Apodemus sylvaticus (European woodmouse) is the source of this 576-nucleotide messenger RNA. RefSeq names its product gastrokine-3-like. Lineage: Eukaryota; Metazoa; Chordata; Mammalia; Rodentia; Muridae. The transcript is spliced from 6 exons. The record is from RefSeq and is a predicted model, not a curated record. Gene Ontology annotation, biological process: regulation of cell population proliferation.